Molecule: messenger RNA, 1244 nt
Organism: Raphanus sativus (radish)
Lineage: Eukaryota; Viridiplantae; Streptophyta; Magnoliopsida; Brassicales; Brassicaceae
Product: callose synthase 1
Exons: 9
Coding region: 231-1082 (283 amino acids)
Source: RefSeq, a predicted model, not a curated record
UUGUGGACCCCGUCGCGCCCCUCCUGAAAAAGAUAUUAUUAUUAUUAUUUUUCUCUUCUUUGUAUACCCGUUUUCGAUUUAGGGUACCCAAUCUCUGCGAUCAAAAUCUCGGCUUUUUGCCGCACCAUAAAUCUUGUUCCGAUUCUCCAAUCCAUUCCUUCGAUUCAUCUCCACUGUUCACGAAUCCAGCAGUGCUAUCAUCCCCCUUCUCCUUUUGUACUGAUUUAAAGAUGGCAGCUAAAGCUAAUAAUCUUCCCGACAGUGAGGUUGUGCCAUCAGCUGUUCGGGAGGUUACAUCGAUUCUUCGCGCGGCUCAUGAUAUACAUCCCACCCAUCCUCGGAUUGCUUACCUAUGUGUGUGUGGUGCCGCUGAGGAGUGUUUAAGCGCUGACCCCUUCCUACGUGGGAACGGUGUUCUCUUGUUUGCGUUUCGUCUUAAACGCUGGACUGAAACCAAUGAUGAAACACUUGGGGAUGGAAAAUUGCGGCCUAGUGAUGUACGUGACAUCCAGAGUUUCUAUCUAGAAUAUUACCAGAAAAAUAUCCAUGCUUUGUUCAAGUUUAUCGAAGACUACAGACAUUUUGAAGGAUGGGGCCCAGCGCCCAUGCCUCUCUGGCCUACUCCUAUGGACGGUUUCAAAGCUCUUAGAACUCUCAGUGUCAGGGCUGACAGGGCUGAACUUCUCACAUAUGCAUGUGGAAUUGCUCUUCCUCUCUACAAAGUCGUGGAGCAUCUUUCUAAAGAUGAGCAACUGCCUCCUGAGAUUUUGGAAGCCCACAAUGAAGUGAAACGGCUAGCCGAAAUCUUUAGGCCAUACAUGAUUUAUCCCAGCGAUCCUUAUAGUGAUGAUCAUUUUAUUUGGAGAAUUCCUGAGAUCAGGGCUGUCAAAAACGCACUUCGUGGAAAAUUCUACCCUAGUAGUAAUACUCAAGGCGAUAACAAUUCCGAAAACACAGAGAUUAUUGGCAAUAAUCCUGCGGACACGCCUGUGGGGAUUAAUUGGAGACCGAUGAUAGAGAUAAUUAGUCUUCUAUUGAUUAGCUUUUUUGUGAUAUGUUUGUUUCAACUACUAAUGUUUUAACUUUUUUUAAUAGAUUAUGUGGAAUCAUCAUAAUUUCGAUAGUUGAUUUAAGUUUUUUGCAUGUUUUUUGGAUUGAGUUAAUCUACUCCAUGUCACAUUAGUCAAAAUUGUUUUGAUUAUCUUUUAAUAAUCGAAAUAAGAUAAUUUGUGUUUUAACUUAAA